Molecule: messenger RNA, 1669 nt
Organism: Dama dama (fallow deer)
Lineage: Eukaryota; Metazoa; Chordata; Mammalia; Artiodactyla; Cervidae
Gene: YWHAH
Product: tyrosine 3-monooxygenase/tryptophan 5-monooxygenase activation protein eta
Exons: 2
Coding region: 136-876 (246 amino acids)
Biological process (GO): signal transduction
Cellular component (GO): cytoplasm
Source: RefSeq, a predicted model, not a curated record
GCGCUGCUUGCUGCCUGCAGCCUCGGCCGGCCGGCAAGCCAGUGCGCGUGCGCGGCGGCGGCCUCCGCGGCGACCGGAGAGGACGCGCCGGCGAGCGAGCGGAGCGGGAAGCGAGGCGAGGCCGGGCUCAGCGACAUGGGGGACCGCGAGCAGCUGCUGCAGCGGGCGCGGCUGGCCGAGCAGGCGGAGCGCUACGACGACAUGGCCUCCGCCAUGAAGGCGGUGACCGAGCUUAAUGAACCUCUCUCCAAUGAAGACAGAAACCUCCUCUCCGUGGCCUACAAGAAUGUGGUUGGUGCCCGGAGGUCUUCCUGGAGGGUCAUCAGCAGCAUCGAGCAGAAGACCAUGGCUGACGGGAAUGAGAAGAAGCUGGAGAAGGUGAAGGCCUACCGGGAGAAGAUUGAGAAGGAGCUGGAGACGGUGUGCAAUGAUGUGCUGGCGCUGCUGGACAAGUUCCUCAUCAAGAACUGCAAUGACUUCCAGUACGAGAGCAAGGUCUUCUACCUGAAGAUGAAGGGCGACUACUACCGCUACCUGGCCGAGGUGGCUUCUGGCGAGAAGAAGAACAGUGUGGUGGAGGCCUCAGAGGCGGCCUACAAGGAGGCCUUCGAGAUCAGCAAGGAGCACAUGCAGCCCACACACCCCAUCCGGCUGGGCCUGGCCCUCAACUUCUCCGUGUUCUACUACGAGAUCCAGAAUGCGCCCGAGCAGGCCUGCCUCCUCGCCAAACAAGCCUUCGACGACGCCAUAGCCGAGCUGGACACACUAAACGAGGAUUCCUAUAAGGACUCCACGCUCAUCAUGCAGCUGCUGCGAGACAACCUCACCCUCUGGACGAGCGACCAGCAGGACGAGGAAGCCGGAGAAGGCAACUGAGCGCCUUGGCCCGCCCCACCCCGCCCCUUCACCACCAGUCCCUCCUCGCCACACUCACUCAGUAUCCAGUGCUCAACCUCUCUGUACGGCAGCACAGCUACUCAGACCUGCUCUCCGCCCCGGGAAGCAGUUCCAGAUAAAUUAAUUCAUGGGCAUUGCUGGACUGACGGUUGCUUUGAGCCCACAGGAGCUCCCUUUUUGGAUUGUGCAGACAGGUGCGUUCUGAAGGAGGCAUUUUCGUUUGCUUGCCUGUCUAGGUGAAGUGCAGGCGAAAGCCACAGAAAGUUAGAGAGGAGAAUUAGCCACCCAGGCUACAGUUGGUAUUUAAAUGGUCCACUUCAAACCAGCUGCUAGUGUUUUGUUAAAGCAGUACAUCUGUGCAUGCAAAAGUGAAUUCACCCCUCCCUCUUCUUUCUUAGCUAAUGGAAACCCAUUAAGGGAAGGCGGGACGAGAGACCACUUGCUCCUUUCCAUCAGCUUAAUAAUAAACUUUAACGUGAGGUUUCAGUAGCACCUUGUUCGCCUCUUUAAAUUAUGACGUGCACAAACCUUCUUUUCAAUGCAAUGCAUCUAAAGUUUUGAUACCUGUAACUUUUUUUUUUUUUUGGUUGCAAUUGUUUAAGAAUCAUGGAUUUAUUUUUUGUAACUCUUUGGCUAUCGUCCUUGUGUAUCCUGACAGCGCCAUGUGUGUCAGCCCAUGUCAAUCAAGAUGGGUGAUUAUGAAAUGCCAGACUCCUUAAUUAAAUGUUUUGGAAUUCAGUGGGUAAAUAAAAAUGCUGCUUUGGGGAUAUUA